This is a messenger RNA of Penicillium mononematosum, 1335 nucleotides long. Its product is annotated as DUF1479 domain-containing protein. The coding region runs from base 1 to 1335 and encodes 444 amino acids. NCBI's taxonomy places the organism in Eukaryota, Fungi, Ascomycota, Eurotiomycetes, Eurotiales, Aspergillaceae. The transcript has 3 exons. The record is from RefSeq and is a predicted model, not a curated record.
AUGUCGAUGUCAAAAUUUAUUUCAAAAUCCGCUGUCCGAGCGGCCUCUACCUCGGCCCAGACAACCAAGGCCGCUGGUGAUAUCUCAUCAGUCUUCCCCAGCCUAAGGCCCGACUACAAGCCGGAACCUCUCCCCGCACGGUUUCAGGAGCUGAAGGCGAGAAUUUUCGAGAAGAACAAAGAUGCAAUCACAAGGAGCUGGGAGCGAUUGCUUCCUAGCUUGGAUGAAGAAGUGCAAAAGAUCAAGGCAAAGGGUAGCGAUAUUAUCCCCUCAAUUGAUUAUUCUGAUGUGGUCUCUGGAAAGGUGUCUGAAGCCGCAUUAAAAGAGAUCCGCCACCGAGGCACCGUUCGGAUUCGCGACUAUGUGGCCGCCAACAAGGAAAGAGUCAAGGCCUUCCCGGCUGACUCCCCAGCUGUCUAUGAGCUAUACUGGACACCAUCGCAGGCCGAAGCCCGCGGUCACGAUAACAUGCUCAACACCCAGCGCUUCAUGCAGCAGCUAUGGCAUUCAUCCGACCCUGACAGCAAGAUCUCAACCACACACCCACUCACGUACGGAGACCGUCUCCGCAUCCGCGACCCAGGUGACUCAAAAUUCACACUCGGUCCACACAUUGACGGCGGUUCCCUCGAGCGCUGGGAGGACCUCGAGUACUCUCGAGUCUACACCAAGAUCCUAGAAGGGAACUGGGAGAAGUACGACGCUUGGGAUGCGCGACACCGUCUGAACGCCAACAUGGAUUUAUACAACGGUGCCGGAGCAUGCUCCAUGCUGCGGUUCUUCCAGGCCUGGCUUUCCAUGUCAGACACCAAGCCUGGCGAGGGCUCGCUCCAUGUCUGCCCCAUGAUCAACCAUAGCACAGCAUACACCAUUCUGCGUCCCUUCUUCGACCCCGAGACCUCAAAACCGGCCUUGGAUGCUACAUUCCCGGGCUCCGUACCUGGCGCUUGCCAGGAGUAUAACCCGGUCACGCACCCGCAUCUCGAUCUCGAAUCGACUAUGGUCUCAGUACCGCAAGUUGCUCCUGGCGAUUUUGUCGCUUGGCACUGCGAUUCUCUUCACUCCGUGGACAAGGAGCACCGCGGUACCCAGGACUCCAGUGUCAUGUACAUUCCCGCUACCCCGCUGUGCGAUAUGAAUGUCAAAUACCUUCUUAAGCAGCGUCAGGCUGCGCAGAACUAUUCGCCUCCGUGGGAUUUCCCAGGUGCUGGUGGACCCGGUGAGUCGGGAUUCAAGGGUGCUAUGGAUUGGUCGGCGCUGAGCCCGGAGGGUCAGCGUGCGAUGGGUCUCAGGCAACACUCCCUGGGAGAUCACCGAUGCCAUGAGCGAGGGUGA